ACAUAGUCUCGUUUCGCCCCUUCCUUUAUUGCCAGGUUCAGUUUGCCCCGUCACGACACGCUUGUCCCUGGCUAUGCGCCAUCUUAGCAGCCCUUUUAUUGUUCGCUAUCGAUUGAACCGCCUUGGGGUUCGCUCUCUUGCGUCUUCGGUAGCAUACCCGCCUGGCGGUCUCUGCCCCCUCCAGCAGCCUGUCCUGCUGCACGGGUGCUCAACCAUCACUCGCUCUGCGAGCGUUGCCAACUUAACGACCCUGUCGCGCAUAGCAGCGUUCCCUCCCAGGAUGAACGGUCACGGUGACAUCAAUAAUGCCCACGCCGGUCGCGCCGUCAUUGAGAUCCCCGUGGAGGAGGCAUACCUGGAGCGGUCCCUGGCAAUGGCUGCAGAGGACGACGAUCCGGACACGCGCGCCCGCUACCGUCCUUUUAUCUUGCCCGACACAGCAGCCGAAGACGAUUGGGUGGCUAAGCUGGAGCUCACCGCGGCAAUGAGCAUGGUCGACCGCGAGAUUCUGCAGCGCGGCGCUCCUCGGCUGCGUAUCCUCGUGCUGGUCGGUAGCUUGCGAAGCCGUUCCUAUAGUCGACUCUUGGCAUACGAAGGCGCCCGGAUUCUUGAUCGACUGGGCUGCGAUGUUCGCGUUUACGACCCAUCUGGUCUGCCGCUCAAGGAUGAUGUCCAGCAUGAGCAUCCAAAGGUGCAGGAACUUCGACAACUGAGCAUGUGGAGCGAUGGCCAGUUCUGGGUCAGCCCGGAGCAGCACGGCGCCAUUACGGGCAUCUUCAAGAUGCAAAUUGACUGGAUUCCGCUCAGCGCUGGGUCGGUGCGCCCGACGCAAGGCCGUACCCUUAGCGUCGCGCAGGUCUCCGGUGGCUCACAGAGCUUCAACGCAGUCAACACUUUGCGCCUUCUGGGUCGGUGGAUGCGCAUGUUCGUCAUUCCGAAUCAGAGCUCUGUGCCCAAGGCGUAUACGCAAUUUACGCCUGAGAACGACGAAAAAGGACAAGGGGCUUCUCGCAUGAUCCCGAGCUCUAAUCGCGACAGACUGGUAGAUUGCAUGGAGGAGCUCGUCAAGUACACCAUCGUUAUGCGGCCGCAUUUCGACCUCUUUCGCGACAGAUUUAGCGAGAGGAUGGAGAAAAGGGUGAAGAUGGCCGCGCCUUGAGAGCCUGUAAUUCGUUACCUCUCUUCAACAUUCAUAUUCCCCUUCUUGUCUGCCUCUCCGGCUGUGUGACUCUCGACCAUGGUUCUCCUAGCAUUCGUAACACGUCAUGAUCUCUCAAUGUUUCUGAAGCUCUGCUGGGGACGCUUGCGCCACUUGAUUUGACUGCAUGCUGAAUAGCGCAAGCCGCCGAAGGCAGCGGCGACUGUACCAAGAUGUUACCUCACUGUGCUAUGCUAAAUCACGAGCCGCUGCUAACGAAUGACA
Messenger RNA from Sodiomyces alkalinus F11, 1423 nucleotides. RefSeq names its product arsenate resistance ArsH. The transcript has a single exon. The record is from RefSeq and is a predicted model, not a curated record. Lineage: Eukaryota; Fungi; Ascomycota; Sordariomycetes; Glomerellales; Plectosphaerellaceae. The coding region runs from base 281 to 1159 and encodes 292 amino acids. Gene Ontology annotation, molecular function: oxidoreductase activity.